This is a messenger RNA of Thecamonas trahens ATCC 50062, 545 nucleotides long. RefSeq names its product glutathione-dependent formaldehyde-activating enzyme. Gene Ontology annotation, molecular function: carbon-sulfur lyase activity. The coding region runs from base 25 to 525 and encodes 166 amino acids. The transcript has a single exon. NCBI's taxonomy places the organism in Eukaryota, Apusomonadida, Apusomonadidae. The record is from RefSeq and is a predicted model, not a curated record.
GCACAUACACUUCCAGAAAUCAGUAUGGCUGCACACGACGACGAGGUGACUGGUGGGGCCGAGGUGACCUUGAGCGGAGGAUGCCACUGCGGAGCGCUCCGCUUCCGAAUUGCUGUGGAGCUGUCUGAGGAGGGGGGAGUGCCAGCUGCCGAGUGCAACUGCACCAUGUGCUCCAAGAAGGGCUUCCUCCACAUCAUCGUGCCCGAUGCGGUCAUGCAUCGAGAGGAAGAGGAGGGUGCUCUUGGGACGUACACUUUUAACACCCAUACUGCCAAGCACCACUUCUGCACCCGCUGUGGUACCUGCCCCUACUACGUUCCACGAUCUAACCCGGACGGCUGGUCUGUCAACGCCCGUUGCCUUGAUCUCUUCACCACCGGCAUCGACUUCUCCAAGCUCACCAUCACACGCAUCGAUGGCCAGAACUGGGAGUCGGCCGUCGGCGACUCGCUCGCCCAUCUCUCCCGCGUCCCUGCUGCCGCCUCCUCCUCAUCGACUUCGGCCGUCAUGGAUGACUCGGCCUGAUCCUGAUCCUGAUCCCCCCC